GAAGAAGCAGAGCGGCGCCGAGUUCUUAAAACAUCAUUGUCUUGGCGAUAAAAUCAGCCAGAGAUUCAGUGUGCUCUGACCGCUCGACUCGAUUAGACAACACAUCAAAGUUCAGCACCAUGGCCGAUGAGAAGAAGAAGGUUAAGAAGAAGAAGACCAAGGAAGAGGGUGGUACUUCAGAAACCGCUUCUGAGGCCGCAUCUGAGGCAGCAACCCCGGCACCAGCCGCAACUCCUGCCCCGGCCGCCUCCGCCACUGGUUCGAAGAGAGCGUCGGGCGGUUCUCGGGGCUCCAGGAAGUCGAAGCGCGCUGGCUCCUCGGUCUUCUCUGUGUUCUCGCAGAAGCAGAUCGCCGAGUUCAAGGAGGCCUUCCAACUAAUGGAUGCCGACAAGGACGGUAUUAUUGGCAAGAACGAUCUGCGCGCUGCCUUCGACUCCGUCGGCAAGAUCGCCAACGACAAGGAGUUGGACCAAAUGUUGGGCGAGGCCUCGGGUCCCAUCAACUUCACCCAGUUGCUGACCCUGUUCGCCAACCGCAUGGCAACCUCCGGUGCCAACGAUGAAGACGAUGUUGUUAUUGCUGCCUUCAAAACAUUCGAUAACGAUGGUCUCAUCGACGGUGACAAAUUCCGCGAUAUGCUCAUGAACUUCGGUGACAAGUUCACCAUGAAGGAGGUUGAUGAUGCCUACGAUCAGAUGGUGAUCGACGACAAGAACCAGAUCGACACCGGCGCCCUGAUCGAGAUGCUCACCGGCAAGGGUGACGAGGAGGAGGAGGAGGCCGCCUAAGGCAACCGUUCACAUCCUAACUUCUAACUCAACAUCCAUAUUACAGCCAGAAACCAAUAUCAGAAACGUUAAAAUCAAUCAGUCAAAUCAGUAAUAAUAAACGUAAUUAAAAGAAAUGCUCGUUUACAUAUGUAGAUUCUCAGUAUCUUGUAAUCUCUCUUUUGUUAACCAUCGACAUCGACACCGAUACCGAUCCGAUUCAAGAUCAAUCGAACAACACAACAACAUCCUGAUCACUGAUCACUGAACAACUGAACAACUGAACAACUGAACAACUGAAACUUCUUCAACAACACCUUUGGUAGCGAUCAACAAGCAAGCAAGACCAACUCGUAGCCAUUUACCAUGUAUCUGUCCAUCAUAGUUAGGGAUACCUAUUUACGAUCACGUUCAAUGUCACAGCACUAACAGCACUGAAACUGAAACUGAACUGACGCGUAGUUUUCUAGUUGAUUUACUGUUAAAUUUUACACGUAAAAUUUAUAAAACAAAAAUGCAAAAUCUAUUUUAUUUAAAACACCUAUAAAAUCAACAAAAAAACUUAAAAACAACAACCAAGCAAUGUCUAUUUUUAUCGCUGUCCGUUGAAGAAACCGCAGAGAGAUGACGAGAUCGAGAUCGAGGAUCGAGGAUCGAGGAUGAUGAUGAUGAGGUGGAGGAGAUGAUAAUGAUGAUGUAGGGAGGAAUGAUGACGAAUAUGGAUGCGAUUAUGAUUAUGAAUAUGAUGAUGAUGAACAGGAGGAGGACAAAGAUGAUGAUUAGUGGGUAGCUAGGUCGAGUUCGUUAGGCCUGCUCUCACGACGUUUUUGAAUUGAAUUUGAAUUUGAAUUUUGAACAUGAACAAUUUGUUUAGCGAGUUUUGUGAGUUUUGAUGUUUUUCGUUCGAUUUCGUUGAUUCUCGCAGGACCAGGAGAGAGAGAGGCAAAACCUAUAUAAACUAUAUAUAUGUAUAUUAACUGAGAGCCAAUUAUAUAUAUCCUUCUAUAAACACUAAAUAUUUUUAUCGUUAUGCAUAUCUAUCGUUCGUUACUCAGUUUCAAUUUCAAUAUCAAUUAUCAAUUAUCAACUAUGAGUUAUCAAUAUUAUUGCAAGUUAUCGAGAGUUAGGCUAAAAUAACAGAGAAACAUUAAGUUCAUUCACUGUAAUGUUUUAUGCGAAUUUACAUAACUAAAUGACUUAACUUAAUCACCAACCACCACCACAACAUCUUUCUGCUUAUGAACUAUCAGCGUUAUAAACAAACAAACAAACCAAGAACCCAAUUAUGAUAUCUGAAAUAUGAAGAAACGAUCAAAACAACCAACCAACCCCAGUGUUUCUAGUUAAAUAACUUCGAGGAGGAACCAACUCCGCCCUGGGAUUUGGCGGGGCGGAGGCCAGGAUUUGUCAUCUGGUAGUUUUAUUUUUGGGGCUCUCCCUAUCGAGGGCCCAGACCAUGAACCACUAGUACCUAGGCUGAUCCGAGGAUCAGGACACUAACACUCGACACGAGCACACAUCAUUACACACUCUAGACACACACUAUCAUACACUCUAAACACAACAAAUGUUGUUAAAUGCGAAUCGAAUCUUUACUUCAGUAUAAAUUAAGCUACACACACACACACAUAAGGCAAGAUGAGAAGAAUCUAAAAAAUUUUUAACCCGGUCAGAAAUAUUAACAAAACAAAUUAAAAAAAAAAAACAAACAAGUAUACAAAGAAAACAAAAAAAGAUAAAAAAAAGGAAGAAAACUAAGAACUGUUUUUAUACAACUUAAUUAAAUGAUGAUCAUACAAUGACGAAGUCUUGAAAUAAAGCAUAAGCGAGUCGUCUUGAUAAAAAACACA
Drosophila kikkawai is the source of this 2617-nucleotide messenger RNA. RefSeq names its product myosin light chain 2 (gene Mlc2). Lineage: Eukaryota; Metazoa; Arthropoda; Insecta; Diptera; Drosophilidae. The record is from RefSeq and is a predicted model, not a curated record. Gene Ontology annotation, biological process: post-embryonic development; locomotion. Gene Ontology annotation, cellular component: myosin II complex; cytoplasm. Gene Ontology annotation, molecular function: calcium ion binding; myosin heavy chain binding.